AUGCGAUUGCUUAGCCUGGCCUCGCUGGCCAUCGUCCUAAGCUUGCUCACGCUAGGAGCUCAAGCUGGCAAAAAGAAAUUACCCAACGCGUGGUUAGUCCACAGGGUUUCAAUGUGGGGGUGGACAAGGUGGCCCAAGAAUGAGACGAGGUCGCUGCAACUCUAUACGCUUCCCACAUGCAUCCAGCGCUGUAUCACUCCCGAAAACGCCAUCAUCGAAAUCCACGGUCAAAAGGCGGACGUUCGCACCGUUAAUCGGCGCCUGUUCUGCGACCCGAGACUCAAUCUCAUGAACGUGUACUUCAUCCACACAAUCGGGCCGUGCACCUUUGAGAGCUGUAGAUAUGAGCAUGCGUUGGAGGCACUGCGUGGACACUAUUACAAAUGGCUCAGGGUGCUCUGCACGCCUCCCAAUCUCCCCCCUUUUCCUAAGGGUGUGCCAAAGAGCAUGAUUGAUCCUACCAGCAAUUAUACCGAAGGUUUUGUCGAGGGGGAUAUGGACGGAGAUGCCGAAUGGGAUGUGGACGAAGAGGCCGAAGAGAAUGCCGACGAAUUCGACACCACUGACGGCUCCGAGGCGACCAAUAACGCUACUACCAACGUCUAA
Molecule: messenger RNA, 606 nt
Organism: Colletotrichum spaethianum
Lineage: Eukaryota; Fungi; Ascomycota; Sordariomycetes; Glomerellales; Glomerellaceae
Exons: 1
Coding region: 1-606 (201 amino acids)
Source: RefSeq, a predicted model, not a curated record